This is a messenger RNA of Trametes versicolor FP-101664 SS1, 1338 nucleotides long. RefSeq names its product beta-tubulin 1 tubb1. The record is from RefSeq and is a predicted model, not a curated record. Bases 1 to 1338 code for a protein of 445 amino acids. The transcript is spliced from 6 exons. Lineage: Eukaryota; Fungi; Basidiomycota; Agaricomycetes; Polyporales; Polyporaceae. Gene Ontology annotation, molecular function: GTPase activity; structural constituent of cytoskeleton; GTP binding. Gene Ontology annotation, biological process: microtubule cytoskeleton organization; mitotic cell cycle. Gene Ontology annotation, cellular component: cytoplasm; microtubule.
AUGCGUGAAAUCGUCCACCUCCAGACCGGCCAGUGCGGUAACCAGAUCGGUGCCAAGUUCUGGGAGGUUGUCUCCGAUGAGCACGGCAUCGAGUCGGACGGUGUUUACAGGGGCAACAACGACCUCCAGCUCGAGCGGAUCAACGUCUACUACAACGAAGUCGGCGCGAACAAGUAUGUGCCCCGUGCAGUCCUCGUUGAUCUGGAGCCUGGAACCAUGGACUCCGUCCGCUCGGGCCCCCUUGGCAACCUCUUCCGCCCCGACAACUUCGUCUUCGGUCAGAGCGGAGCUGGUAACAACUGGGCGAAGGGUCACUACACCGAGGGUGCCGAGCUCGUUGACUCCGUUCUCGACGUCGUCCGCAAGGAGGCUGAGGGCACUGACUGCCUGCAGGGCUUCCAGAUCACUCACUCCCUGGGUGGUGGUACCGGUGCGGGCAUGGGUACGCUUUUGAUCUCGAAGAUCCGUGAGGAGUACCCCGAUCGUAUGAUGGCCACGUUCUCCGUCGUGCCUUCGCCGAAGGUGUCCGACACCGUCGUCGAGCCCUACAACGCAACGCUCUCCGUGCACCAGCUUGUCGAGAACUCCGACCAGACGUACUGUAUCGACAACGAGGCGCUCUACGACAUCUGCUUCCGGACACUCAAGCUGACGACGCCCACGUACGGUGACCUCAACCACCUCGUGUCCAUCGUCAUGUCCGGCAUCACGACUUGCUUGCGCUUCCCUGGUCAGCUCAACUCGGAUCUGAGGAAGUUGGCCGUCAACAUGGUUCCUUUCCCCCGUCUUCACUUCUUCAUGACCGGUUUCGCGCCCCUCACUGCUCGUGGAAGCCAGCAGUACCGCGCCGUCACCGUCCCCGAGCUCACCCAGCAAAUGUUCGACGCGAAGAACAUGAUGGCUGCCUCCGACCCCAGGCACGGUCGCUACCUCACCGUCGCCGCCGUCUUCCGUGGCAAGGUCUCCAUGAAGGAGGUUGAGGAGCAGAUGCAGAACGUCCAGAACAAGAACUCUGCGUACUUCGUCGAGUGGAUCCCCAACAACGUCCUCACCGCGCAGUGUGACAUCGCCCCCCGUGGUCUCAAGAUGGCCGUCACCUUCCUCGGCAACUCCACCGCGAUCCAGGAGCUCUUCAAGCGUGUCAGCGACCAGUUCACGGCCAUGUUCAAGCGCAAGGCCUUCUUGCAUUGGUACACGCAGGAGGGUAUGGACGAGAUGGAGUUCACGGAGGCCGAGUCCAACAUGCAGGAUCUUGUUGCGGAGUACCAGCAGUACCAGGACGCCACCGUCGAGGAGGAGGUCGAGUACGAGGACGAGGUCGCGCCCGAGGAGGAAUAA